Messenger RNA from Sclerotinia sclerotiorum 1980 UF-70, 771 nucleotides. RefSeq lists its product as hypothetical. NCBI's taxonomy places the organism in Eukaryota, Fungi, Ascomycota, Leotiomycetes, Helotiales, Sclerotiniaceae. Gene Ontology annotation, molecular function: oxidoreductase activity. The transcript is spliced from 3 exons. The record is from RefSeq and is a predicted model, not a curated record. Bases 1 to 771 code for a protein of 256 amino acids.
AUGCCUUUCCCAUACAAACACGUCCUUCUAGUCGGAGCCAGCUCCGGAAUCGGUCUUGCAAUGGCCGAACGUCUCAUUCAAGAGUGCAAAGUCACCGUCGUUGGUCGUCGCAAGGCGCUUCUCGACGAGUUUGUAGCCAAGCAUGGCAGCAACGCCCAAGCGGUCACUUUCGAUCUCGCUGAACUUGACAAAGCUCCACAAUUUGCUGCCGAUAUCGUAAAGGCCAAUCCUGACAUCGAUUGCAUCUUCCUCAAUGCAGCGUUCCAACAAUUCGAGGAUUGGAACAAGCCUGAAACUGUUGAUAUCACAGGAUUCAGAGCGACAAUAGAUGUUAAUUUCAUCAGUUUUGCGAUAUUAACCAAGGCCUUCCUUCCAUAUCUUACGGCGAAAAAGGAGAAGACGAGUAUCAUAUACACAACUUCCAACCUCGCAAUUGUCCCCGCCGUAAUUAUGACAUCUUACUCUGCUUCCAAAGCAGCUCUCAACGCAUUCAUCCUCUGCUUGCGAAACGACCUUGGCAAUUCUAAUGUCAAUAUUGUCGAGGUGUUGCCUCCUCUUGUUCAGACCGCAAUCCACGGCUUUGUUGGCCCCGACGGUAAACCAUUGGGCAUGCCUCUCGACGAAUUCACAGAGAAAGCAUACGCCGGUCUAUGCAGCGGCGAAGACAGCGUAUACGUCGGAGAUGAGCAAACCGGUGAACCUAUCUUGAAUGUUAUGACUGCGAGACGAGCAAUCUUUGAAACGAUGUCGACGUCAAUCAAGAACAUGUAA